This is a messenger RNA of Penaeus chinensis, 1029 nucleotides long. RefSeq names its product low molecular weight phosphotyrosine protein phosphatase-like. Bases 99 to 572 code for a protein of 157 amino acids. Gene Ontology annotation, biological process: protein dephosphorylation. The transcript has 4 exons. The record is from RefSeq and is a predicted model, not a curated record. Lineage: Eukaryota; Metazoa; Arthropoda; Malacostraca; Decapoda; Penaeidae. Gene Ontology annotation, molecular function: acid phosphatase activity; non-membrane spanning protein tyrosine phosphatase activity. Gene Ontology annotation, cellular component: cytoplasm.
UUCUGUUGACACGUGCUCAGGGCGUAGUGUUGAGAGAGUAACUUGCUCGAGUAAUAACUUUGUCUUAUUUCGUGUGAUUUGAAGGGUGUUCUUGAGUCAUGGCCACCGGGGCAGAGGCUAAGAAGGUCCUUUUCAUAUGUCUAGGGAACAUCUGCCGCUCUCCUACUGCAGAGGCUGUAUUAAACCAUGUCCUGAAGCAGCGAGGGUAUGAGGGCUGGGAGGUUGACUCAGGUGCCAUAGGCUCAUGGCAUGUAGGUCUUGGACCAGACCGUCGUGCUGUCAACGUUAUGAAAAGACACAAUAUACCCAUGGACCACAAGGCUAGGCAGUUAACCAAAGAAGAUUUUAACCAGUUUGACUAUAUAUUUGGGAUGGACCAUGAGAACAUCUCAGACAUCAAGGCUCGUGCUCCAAAAACCUACACAGCGAAGAUUGAACUUUUUGGUGCCUAUGAUCCAAAGAAGGAAUUGCUUAUUAGAGACCCAUACUAUGAUGAUGAUGAUAAGGGCUUUGAAAAGUGCUACGAGCAGUGCCUCCGAUGCAGUGAAGGAUUCCUGGAUUCACUGAAGUAAAGUGGUUUUGUGCAAGGAAAUACUGUUGACUUCAGUACAUUACAGUCAAGAAUGUGGAAGACAAACAUUGUUAAAUGAAUCUUUCAGUAGCAGAGAGAUAAUACAGAGCUGGAUUAUAGUUCAUGUUAACUUGUAGGUAUCAUAAUUCAUUUAUCAGUUUCUGGUAACAGUGAAGUCUGAGCCUCAUAUUAUGCAGCUGAGAUAUUAGUUUGGAUUGCAGGUUGUAAAGUAUGCAACUUGGUAAAAUCAGUCAUUGGCAAACAGCUUUUUCUCCCUUUUCCUUUUUUCGUUGGUAGUUACAUAAAGGAGAGAUAGAUUUUUUAAAUAGAUGUAAUUAAACAUUCCAAAUUCUGUUAAGUUGUGUAUCCACACUUUAGAACUGUAAAAAAUAAUGAUAUUAUUUUGAAGACUUCCCAUGUAUGUCCAUUGUUGCAUUAAUAAAACUGUUACAGUUAAA